This is a messenger RNA of Rhododendron vialii, 4367 nucleotides long. RefSeq lists its product as uncharacterized. The record is from RefSeq and is a predicted model, not a curated record. Lineage: Eukaryota; Viridiplantae; Streptophyta; Magnoliopsida; Ericales; Ericaceae. The transcript has 9 exons. Gene Ontology annotation, molecular function: protein binding. The coding region runs from base 123 to 2753 and encodes 876 amino acids.
UCCAAACAAAAAUCAACACAAAUCAAAUAGUCCACGAAAAUACCAGUAGGAGAGAGAAAGAAGAGUGAGAAAGGAAGGAGAGACAGAGACAGAGAGAGAAGAUACUCCGAACCAAAACGAAGAUGAGUCAGAUCGUAAACAGGAAAAAGAAGGGCCGGCCGUCGAAGGCAGAUCUCGCCCGGCGCGCCGCUGCCGCCGCUGAGGAGCAGGAAAGCGACGGCCGGCGGAGUCGCCGCCGCCGCGACGUCAAGUACACUUUCGACCUCGCCGAUUUCAUCGACGACGAGGAGGAGCGGAGGAGGGAGAAGAAGUCGAAGCAGCUACUGAAGCUACAGAAGAGCAACGAAAGCGGCGGCGAGUCGGCUCGUGGUCGAACUCGGCGCGUAGAGCACGCGCCUGCGUCUUCGUCGGAGCGUGAAGACGGGGAUGGGCCGUUGAAGAAGAGGAAAAUCGACGGUGGUGAUGAAGACGAGGAGGUCAGGUUAAGUAGGAGAAAAGGAGGAUCCAAGGUGGCUGACUCUGUUCCAGAGGCACCAUCUGGUCCUCCGCUGGGGAUUCCUUUGCCUGAGAAGUCGUCACUGGAGUUGAUUCUUGAUAAACUUCAGAAGAAAGAUACUUAUGGUGUAUAUGCUGAACCGGUUGACCCUGAUGAGCUUCCAGAUUAUCACGAUGUGAUUGAGCAUCCAAUGGACUUUGCCACUGUAAGGAAGAAACUGGGAAAUGGAUUGUAUUCUACCUUGGAACAAUUUGAGAGUGAUGUGUAUCUGAUUUGCACAAAUGCAAUGCAAUACAACGCGCCGGAUACCAUAUACUACAAGCAGGCACAAUCCAUCCAAGAGCUGGCAAAAAAGAAAUUUCAGGAGUUGAGGAUUGAUGUUGAGCACAAUGAGAAAGGGCUAAAGUCAGGGCAGAAACCUAGAUCCAACUCUUUAGCUAAGCAACAGAUAAAGAUGCCAAUGAGCACGACCCAACAGGAACCUGUUGGCUCUGAUUUCUUCUCAGGUGCCACUCUUGCCACAACAUGGGAUUUCCAAAAUGGUUCAAAUGCAACGAGUGAUGGUGGUUUUGAGAGGCUUACCACUGCAGAUGGGCCUGUAGUGGGAAACACUCCCCUAGUUGAUAACAAAAUUGAUAAGGCUGAAGAUUUGCAAGGGAGGGUUCCUCUAUCUCGGUUAGGGAGGAAAGCUUUCACCCAUGAUGAGAAUCGUCGUGCAACUUACAGCAUUUCCAAUCGACUAAUGUUUGGAUCGGAAUCAAUAUUCAACACCUUUGAUGCUCAAGUCAAGCAGCUGGUUGCUGUAGGGAUUCAUGCAGAUCAUUCCUAUGCCAGGAGCCUGGCUCUAUUUGCUGCGACACUUGGACCCGUUGCUUGGAAAGUUGCCUCCAGGAGGAUUGAAGAGGCAGUACCUCGUGGUUUCAAAUAUGGUCGUGGAUGGGUUGGAGAUUAUGAGCCACUUUCAACACCAAUAUUAUUGCCGGAGGGUUGUUCUCCAAAAGAACCUGUUUUCCUGUCAAAGACUAAUGUUAACUCAACUCCUAGAAAGGAUGGCAAAACUUCCAACAACCCACUUCCUAUCCAGAAGCAGCCUGGUAGUUUCGGUAAUUUACAAGGCAAGCCAUCUUUGGUUAAUGCUGCUGUAACCAAACCAACUGUCAGUCCUGCUGAAAGUGCCAUGGUUUCUGCGGAGGAGCCUUUGGAAGGCAAACAAGCAUUUUUAUCUUCUGGUAGAACCACACCUACUAUGUCUGCAAACGUGAAUUGUCAGCAGCAAAGCCCACUUUCCAGAAGUAAUGAUUCAGGAAAAAAGUUCUUAAAGCAACUUGAAUUGAAUUGUACCCCAAUCUCAGCCAAUCAAAACACAUGCAGUUCUGUUGCAGAGAAGCAGCUUUCAAAUGGUUUGGAUGUGCCAGCUUCACAGUCGAUGGAGAAUGUUUCCAGAAACUGCAAUCUUUUGCAGCCUGUACCUUUAAAGCAACCAGAGAAUCAUGGAUUAGUUGCAGGAGGAUUGCCGACUGGAAAACUCACAAGUAGUAGUUUGGAUAGAAAUAGAAAGGUUGUUUCGUCAUCUGAUAGUAUUCCUAAACAAAUGGUGAUGUCAGCGACUUGUAUUCCGCAUGGACCUGACCAAGGUCUUAGUGAUCCUGUCCAGUUGAUGAGAAUGUUGGCUAAAAAUGCAGAAAAACAGCAGACAUCUUUCGAUCAUUCUGUUGUUUAUAACCCAUCAGUCAUGCCACCUGUUCCAUCCUCAAAAAGAGAUGAUUCAAACAAUGCCUCUGCAGCUACUGCCCAAGCAUGGAUGUCAAUGGGGAGUGGAAUGUCUCAAACUGCUCCAGAAAAUAGAAGUGGCCACAAGAAUCAGAUUUUUGCUAAUUCACUUUAUAAUAACCCUACUAGGGAGCUCCAGCAACGAGUUUCACAAUUCCGGGGUGAUUUUCCCAAUUCUGUUAUGCAGUUUCAACUCGCGAAGACUAGUUUCCCAUUUCAGGCCAUUGGGAUACCACCUGUUCAAAUGGGAAACGAAACUCAUUUCCAAUACAGAGAAAUGAAUUUCCCUCCUUCAGCAGCCGGCUUGUCUAGGUUUCAGAUGCGAUCUCCUUGGCAAGGGUUGAAAUCUCAAGGACAACCAACACAGAAUCAGGAAUGGGUUCCUCCAGACUUGAAUAUUGGUGUCCAGUCAUCUGGUUCGCCAGUGGGCCAGUCAUCAGGUGUCCUGUUGGACUCUCAGCACCCAGACCUUGCUUUGCAACUCUAAGGCUGCAGAAUAUUGUUGGAGACAUUGGACCGAAAGAGAAGAAAGAUGGGAAUUCUAUCAUCUCAUGUCUAACGGCGUUGGAACUCCGAAACCCUUGACCCAACUAGUUAUUUAAUUUAUUACUUGGACGAAACUUGGGGAAGAUUUUUUCCAUAGAAAGUUGAUCUAGCUUAAGCUCCAAUUUGAAGGAUGAUCAGGUUAGUUGUAGAAGAUACUACGUAUAAGAUUGGAUUCCUUGAGAACAAGGCAGAGAUACUUAUAAAUACUAGCUAGUUUGGUCCUCUGCGUUGAAUGAGGAUCACUGUCUUGCAGGAACAUAUUAGGGUUAGGGUAUCAGAGAGUGCUGUGCUGAGGGAUGAUUAUAGACCAGGUUUACAAGUUCUUUAAUCCAGUGAGUUACACAUGUACGCAAUCGAAACCCUGUGCAUUUUAUAUUGCUUGAUAAUUAGUGAUUCCUUGAGAACAAGGCAGAGAUACUUAUAAAUUCUAGCUAGUUCGAUCCUCUGCGUUGAAUGAGGAUCACUGUCUUGCAGGAACAUAUUAGGGUUAGGAUAUCAGAGAGUGCUGAGCUGAAGGAUGAUUAUAGUCCAGGUUUACGAGUUCUUUAAUCCAGUGAGUUACACAUGUACGCAAUCGAAACCCUGUACAUUUUAUAUUGCUUGAUAAUUAGUGAUUACUUGCAUCUAUGCUGCCUCUUGAUGUCUCACAGAUAUUUUUCUUGUCGGCCUCCUCAAAGGAUAUUUUGUUGGGCCGAGCUCAAUCGGUUUUGCCAAAGGAUGUUGAGCUUGAAAAACUAUCGAGCUUCAAAAUGUAUUCAAGCUUGCGUCCAGAUGUACCCCGAAUAGUGUUUAACGAGCCCAACACAAGGCUAACUGGAGUAUCCGUCAGUGAUAAAUUAGGUCUUACGCGCCCUUUCUAACUUCAUUCUGUGUGCAUGUAAUAGCCUGUGAUACGGAAUACUAAGCUCUAUUUCCCUGAAUUACUGGGUCUGAAGAAUCCUAGUACAACCCGAAACGGAAACUUGUUCCAAGUGACAUGAUAUGGAAUUGUGUUAUCUUUGUGUUUUCCACUGAAAAGUUGAUUACACAGGAGAAUUACCAAAACAAUUCUACAACAAAAUGAAUUGAACAAGGUGAAAUGUGAAAUGGUGUGGUUCAACUCCUGCUUCGGCCGCCAAGAAGAUGUUAAACACUGGAUUUGUGCAGAGUCUAAACACCGUUUACUGAUUCUCCAUGUUGCGCGCUGCUUGAUCGGAAUCGUUAUUGACAAUGUUCUGCUAUUUUAGAUUAAAUACACAUAUGCUACUUAUACAUGCAGAAUAUUGCUAAUCAAGAUCUUCGCAUGGAAAGCAGUGAUAAUCGAGCGCGAAGGCUUUGGCUGCGCUUGUUCUUCAAGUUUCUUCGGCGGGUCUUCUUCCCGGGGCGCAUCACACAGACGUCGCCGUUGCAUAUAACAGAGCUCGAUUUCGAGGACCUCGAAAAGCAUCUCAAGAAACUGAUAAAAAACAACACCAUUGCUGAGAAAGAAGAGACAGAAUCUGAUCUGUGGAGAAGCUCCUGUAACCACCCUACCCUUGUAAAAGUUUGUUUUUCUCUGUGAUGUGAUGAUGGGAGU